Messenger RNA from Trichomycterus rosablanca, 4301 nucleotides. Its product is annotated as ATPase family AAA domain-containing protein 2-like. The transcript is spliced from 28 exons. NCBI's taxonomy places the organism in Eukaryota, Metazoa, Chordata, Actinopteri, Siluriformes, Trichomycteridae. Gene Ontology annotation, biological process: positive regulation of transcription by RNA polymerase II. Gene Ontology annotation, molecular function: ATP hydrolysis activity; ATP binding; chromatin binding. The coding region runs from base 1 to 4170 and encodes 1389 amino acids. The record is from RefSeq and is a predicted model, not a curated record. Gene Ontology annotation, cellular component: nucleus.
AUGGUGAUGUUACGGAGGUCUAGCGGUGGAGCGGAGGGACCGAGGCGGGGGGAUGUGGACAUGGACUCGAGCUCAGAGUUUCUGUCUCUGCGGCGCUCUGUGAGAAAGUCCGCCCGGCUCAACAGCGGCCUGGACCACAGUUACAGCAGCACUGGGAACAGCCCGCCUCACGAUUAUGUGUCUGCCAAGGAUGAAAGCAGCUUGGCCAAAGGUGUCAUAAAGACCAGAGGCCAAACAGACAAACAAGGUGUAUCUUUUGCAGAUAGUGAAAAAUCAAACCAGUCUCCUGAAAAAGAGGAGAAAAGCAUGACUCAUAUAAGGAAAUCCCAAAGGUUGCAGAAGGAUGAAGAGAAGUCUGGUGACGAGAUUAAUGUCGUAGAUGAAAUUGACCGGGCACCAGCUUCCGAGAGUCUUCGUGCCAGGUUACGAGAGAGGAAGGUGGAUAGCGCUGUCAGACGCAGCUCCAGAAUCACCAAAUACAAGUUUGAUGCCAGGGACCAGUCUGUCCUGUAUGACAGGCUCAUCACCAACACGGCUGAGGCCGUUCUUCAAAAAAUGGACGACAUGCAGAAGAUGCGAAGGAGGCUGAGGAGCAGAGACUCUAAUGAAGAGGAUCUCAUGAGGUACUCUGGAUCUAAGAGGAAGAGGACCACACGAUCCACAGAGAAAACAGUUGAGGAGACUCCUGAUGAGCAAGAGAACGGUCAUGAUGAAUUUAGUGAACAAGAGGAGGAUAAUGAAGACGAGGAAGGAAUAAGAGAGGAGGAAGACCAUGAUGAGGGAGAUGAUGUGGAUGAUGAUGAGGAGGAGGAAGACGACAAUCAAAAACGCUAUGAAUUCAGACAGAGAAAAGCUGUUGUACGCUACCAAGCUCCUCUUGAAGAGCCGAGGAAGCAGAGUAUAUUUUUCCGCCGGCACUCUACCCCAACCAGGCGGAGGUACGCUUUCAGCACCACAGGGCCACGCAGCCCGUACAGCAGACGAAGAAGCAGCAGACGGAGACAUGCCAUCCACAGUAGCGACUCGACCUCAUCCUCGUCGUCUUCAUCAUCUGAUGAUGAGAAGUUUGAGAGACGUAGAAUUAAGUCUCGGAACAGGUCAACAAACAGAUGCCUUCCAAUGAAUUUACGGAAAGACGAUUUGUUAGGACUCCACAAAGACAGAAUCAAGAUCGGAGCAAGCCUCGCAGAUGUUGAUCCAAUGACAAUUGACCAGACGGUGCGCUUUGACAGUAUUGGUGGUUUGAACAGACAUAUCUCGGCUCUAAAGGAGAUGGUCGUGUUUCCUCUGCUGUACCCUGAAGUCUUUGAACGGUUUAAGAUUCAGCCUCCAAGAGGCUGUCUGUUUUACGGGCCUCCUGGUACAGGGAAGACCCUGGUUGCGCGGGCCCUGGCCAACGAGUGCAGCCAGGGUGAGAAAAAGGUUUCCUUUUUCAUGAGGAAAGGAGCAGACUGCCUCAGCAAGUGGGUGGGAGAGUCCGAGAGACAGCUUAGACUUCUCUUUGAUCAGGCGUACCAGAUGCGUCCCUCCAUUAUUUUUUUUGAUGAGAUAGAUGGGAUUGCACCAGUUCGAUCCAGCAGGCAGGAUCAGAUCCACAGCUCCAUAGUGUCCACACUGCUGGCUUUAAUGGAUGGUUUGGACAGUCGUGGUGAGGUGGUCGUCAUCGGUGCCACUAACCGGCUGGACUCUAUAGACCCUGCACUUAGACGACCUGGACGCUUUGACAGGGAGUUUCUCUUUAGUCUUCCAGAUAGAGAGGCUCGCAAAGACAUUUUAAAGAUUCAUGUGAGAGAAUGGAAUCCGCAGCCAUCCAAUGCUUUUCUUGAAGAACUGGCGGACAAGUGUGUUGGUUACUGUGGGGCGGACAUUAAAGCAGUGUGUGCAGAAGCGGCCUUGUGUGCCCUGCGCCGCCGCUACCCUCAGAUCUACACCUCCUCUCAGAAGCUCCUCCUGGAUGUUUCAUCCAUCAACGUGGAAGGCCGUGACUUCCUCUCUGCCAUGAGGAAGAUUGUACCUGCUUCACAAAGAGCUGUGGCUUCUCCUGCCAAAGCUUUAACACCGGUCAUUCAACCCUUGCUGGCUAACACGCUCAACAAUGCAUUAAAGGCCCUGCAGAAAGUUUUUCCUCACAUGGAGCAGGGCAUCAAGAAGAAGAAGAAAGACAAUGAUGGAGUGACUGGGGUUCUUGACGACCUGUUACACAGUGAUGACGAGGCAUCGUCUAUUUGCACUAGUAACCCCGCUCAGGCAAAUGCAGGCCAAACUAAAUCCUUUCUCCUUUUGACCAGAAGUGCUGUCCAGGAGCCAACCACAUUCAGACCCAGGCUGCUGCUUUGUGGAGAUCCGGGCUCAGGUCAGAGUACACACCUGGGUCCUGCCGUGCUUCACACUUUAGAGAAGUUUACUGUCUACACACUAGACAUGGCGGUGCUGUUUGGAGUCAGCACUACCAGUCCUGAGGAGGCCUGUGCACAGUUGUUCUGCGAGGCUAAAAGAACUGCCCCCAGCAUUCUGUAUAUACCUCACAUGCAGCGCUGGUGGGACACGGUGAGCUUGGCACUCAAGGCCACCUUUCUCAGCCUUCUACAGGACAUCCCUUCCUUCUCGCCAAUUCUCCUUCUCGCUACCUGUAGCCUGUCCUAUUCCAGCCUCUACCCAGAGGUGCAGGAUUUGUUUCGUUUAGAGUACGGGGAAGUGUUCAACGUCCCGCUUCCCAGUGAGGAAGAGAGACGGAGAUUCUUUGGGGAUCUUAUUCUAAAUCAAGCUGCCAAACCCCCUGCAUCUAAGAGAGAAGCAGUGCUCCGGGCCCUGGAGGUUCUCCCGGUGGCCCCUCCACCUUCUCCUCGCCAGCUUUCUGAACAAGAGCAGCAGAAGCUAGAGGAACAGGAAGAAGACACUCUCAGGGAACUUCGGCUGUUCCUGCGUGAUGUCACUAACCGGCUUGCACAGGACAAGCGCUUUAAAGCUUUCACUAGGCCAGUGGAUACAGAGGAGGUUCCUGAUUACACUACAGUUAUUAAACAGCCCAUGGACCUGUCUACAGUUCUGGCUAAAAUAGACCUGCACAAAUAUGUUACUGUAAAAGACUACCUUCAUGAUAUGGACCUGAUCUGGAAGAAUGCUCUGGAGUACAAUCCAGACAAAGAUCCAUCAGAUCGUCUGAUCAGGCACCGUGCCUGCGCACUUAAGGACACUGUUCAUGCCAUUAUUAAAGAUGAACUGGAUGAAGAGUUUGAGAAGAUCUGUGUUGAGAUCAGGGAGUCUCGCAAUAAACGAGGGUGCACUACCUCAAGGUAUACCCCAACCUAUUACCACGUUCUGCCUAAAGUCUCAGCAUACUCAGAGCCAAAGACUACCGACUGUGGAGCCUCAAAAGAAACAGAUCUUGUUUCACCAACAGUCACUACACCAAAACAACCUGGCACCCAAAAGAAAAAGAGACGCAGGAGGUUGUGGAGCAACGGCUUCGUCCGCAAAAAGAAAUCCUCACAUUCACACUCCAAAGACACGAAUGAAGCCGAGUCGGACGAAGAGGAGGAAGAGGAUGAAGAUGAAAUCAGAAAGAUUGCAGAAAAUGAGGAAGGUGACAGUAAAGAAAAUGAUUUGGAAUCUGAACCGAUGCAUGUAGAGAAUAAGAAAGAUGACACUACUUCAGCCAAAGACAGCAAUGGACCAGUUUCCUCGGUCAGCCAGAAUGGAUGUGUUGGCAGUGAGGAAGAAGAGCACUUCGGUACCAGUUCUGGAGAUGGAGUAUUGACCGAAAAAACUUCUCCUGUUGUUAAUGGAGAGAGUAGAGAGGGCGGUGAGGUGGAUCUAGUGAAGAUUGUUGAUGAUAAGAGGGGGGAGCUGAGUGUGAAGGAGGAUGCAGGGAUAGAAAAGGGGAUAAGACGCAUGACCAGAGGCUUAAGAAUGCAGGCUCAGCAGCAGCAGGUCCUCAAUGCUGACACUGCCAUGAAGAUCUUGGAGCACAGGAGCCAGCCACUAAUCGUAGAUCGAAGCAAGCUAAAGGAGCUAUUACAGAAAGUGAUUGUGAAGACGGAGGGGCAUGAGGUGGACCGUCUGGAGAAGCUUUACGCUCUUCUGUGCCAGAGCAUUUACAGACAUAGGAAAGAUUAUGACAAGACUGCACUUAUACAGGAGAUGUCAAAGGAAGUGGAAGAGUUUUUAUGAAUGUUCACAUGAACUGGACACUCGACUAUGGCUGUAGUGUUUAUGCACUAAUACAAGCAUAUAAAUUAUAUUUUACUGGAUUCUGGUUAUUACUAUUCUGCUGUAUAUUCUUGUACUUCUAUUAAAGCUUU